AUGGGGUUCCUCUCACCCGCUCCGUAUCACAUUCUCAGCUAUGGCACUCUCCUCGGCACAACCUUCUUCCACACCUUUGUAGGCGGCAUCGUCUCCUUCCGGGUGCUAACUCGACCGCAAUUCGCCGCUCUCAUGGCCAAGAUCUUCCCCAUUUACUUCAGCAUGCAGACGGCGCUCCCGGCCGUCAUGGCCUUGACCUAUCCGGGGAGCAAGAACCCGUUUGGCAGCGCCGGCGGGGUGUCUGGGGUGCUCGACCCGUCCAACCGGUGGAGUGUACUGGCUCCGCUAGCCAGCGCUUUCCUCUGCUCGCUGGGGAACUUGGUCUUUAUUGGACCUGCGACGACCAAGUGUAUGGACGAGAGAAGACAACAGGAGAAGAAGGACGGCAAAAAGUCGUAUGACCCGCCGCCGCACUCGCAGGAAAUGGUGGCUCUCAACAAAAAGUUCUCCAUGCUUCACGGCAUUUCGUCGCUGCUGAAUCUGGGGACCUUCAUUGCCUCAGUGGUGUAUGGGGUCACGCUGUCGUCGCGGCUGUCGUGA
This is a messenger RNA of Canariomyces notabilis, 540 nucleotides long. RefSeq lists its product as uncharacterized. NCBI's taxonomy places the organism in Eukaryota, Fungi, Ascomycota, Sordariomycetes, Sordariales, Chaetomiaceae. The transcript has 3 exons. The record is from RefSeq and is a predicted model, not a curated record. Bases 1 to 540 code for a protein of 179 amino acids.